Messenger RNA from Spirometra erinaceieuropaei, 3330 nucleotides. NCBI's taxonomy places the organism in Eukaryota, Metazoa, Platyhelminthes, Cestoda, Diphyllobothriidea, Diphyllobothriidae. The record is from the annotation of a GenBank genome assembly.
AUGGCCUUUGGAGCCCCGUGCGUGACCAGUUUCUGCACGCUUUUCGGUGUAUUUCCAGGGCAGACCAGGACAGUGCUAUUCGAUAUGCCUACCAACGAGAUGUGAAAGCCUGCAUGGUAAACUUUUUAUCUCACUUACACCCUGGGCAUUUCGAAGAUUGCACGUCUUCUCAUCCUCUAUGUCUUGAAACGGCAUUUUUUGCUUGAUCCGGUUGAUGUACGUGUAGAACGAACCCCAGAGGGUCGCCCCCACCUGCCCUCUCAGCCGGAUUUUGACUUUAACGUUUCACACAAUGGAGACUACACAGUUUUGGCUGCCUGCACACAUGGACGGGUCGGUGUGGAUGUAAUGAGGAUGGAGUUUCCAUGUAAGAUUUUCAAUUGUCUAAUAGCUCAGCAUUCGGAACCUCGGCAAAUAAGUUCCUCCUGAAGAUGAAGAGCAUUUUUGCUGCCUCAGAGUGGAAUUUUCUGAUGUCCGGUUCCUCGGAUGCGGCCAAAAUGCAACGGUUCUUCCGACUCUGGGUACGUAUGAUUCACCCUUCCUUAAAAGCCAUGCCUCCAGAUACGUUGACUUCCUAAAUUCUAACCUCAUCAAUUUAUGCAUUGAAAAUCUCCUACCAUAUCUGUUCAGUGUAGGCACGCUUCCUUCUGUCUUCACAACCAUCCUUAUGUUCUACGUUGAGGCGAUACUACACUACAAUUCUGUUUUACAUAUGCACUUCGUUAACUAGGGAUGAUUGGUCGCUUGAAUUUAGUGUUUGAAAGAGGCGUACGUCAAGGCGCUCGGUGUCGGGCUUGGCAUGGAUCUUCAGACAGUUGAAUUUCAGCUUUCAAACUGGACCCCUCGUUGCGUUUGUUCUGAACCGGCUCUAUGGACUUUCGAGGAACAUGCUUUAGACCCGAGUCAUGCUGUUGCAAUCGCCUGGAACAUCUCAGGUCCUCAGGUUUGUUCUUUGAGCUGUGUCCUAUUCCGUUACAGGCCGUGAAGUCGAAGUGUUCAUUGCGCGGUUGCUCGAAUUAGCAAAACAGUUAGGCGAUGUCAGAUGUCUUAACUAAAAUAUUAUUUCGCCAUUCGAAUUGCAUCAAUUUGUACUUACUGUCUAAUCUUACCGGCCCGGGGGCUGGCGACGCCGUAUUGACACUUUAUGGCAUCCUCCUGGUGAACUGUGGCGUCACACAAGGGUGUUCCGACUAUUCGGCUGCCAUUGCUGGAUGACAAAUAGAGAUUACAAGAUGGUCAGUUACAACGCGAUUGGCGUGUCCCUCUCUCCCCCGUACGACCGUUUCCGUUAUGUUAGCCCUCCCCCGUGGACACACCACGCCCCCUCUCUUUUGGCGUUCCAACCGCCACGGUAGCAGUGAAGCAUCCGACGGCUGCCGCCUUUUUGGAAGACCUCUACAUACCAUUAAACGCCUGUGCAGUAAUAUAAGAGGGGCGGAGUAGCAAAAGUAGAGAUGGUUGGCCAACCCAACCUUGUGCUCACAUAGAGCGUUUGUGUGGGCUUUAAGGCUCUCCUGGCCAAAGAUGAACCCAGCAUGUGUUUUCACACCUCCUGCCACGUCGACUUACAUCAGCGAAAGAAAAGCAUAGCUGGUUGCCAGACACCUUCCCCCUCCCUAACCCUCCGUCAAAACUAGACUACAGUCCCUGACCCGUGAACGCCAGUAACCUUCUUCCCCACACUUACUGUUUAUUGGCUGUUUACACUUGCUACUGCACCUCGCCUUACAGGCCUGAUGGUGAAUAAUCGGAAGCGUACGUUUGCUUAACUUAACUUCUCAAACUUCACAUCGUUGAACUCUGAAGUUACCAAUAACAAUCGGUGGUCCGAGAGUGCGAUCCUCGCACUAAUAAAACUGGAACACGACCGUUUUGACCAAGGUGGCCAAUAUUAGCACUUGGCGCCCUUACAAUUCGCAAGUUUGAGCCUGCCAUGAUCACCUUGUAGAAGUAUGCAACGUCCCCUUACAUAUGCCCCGUUUGGCCACCACAAGUGUCUUCUCAGUUCGAAGAAUCCAGUGUAGCUAUGUUUCUUACGAACAAUCCGGAGUGCAUGUUUGUUUCCUGCUCUCAAGCGAGAUUGGGAUGUGCCGGCCUUUAGAAAUGCUAUAUCCUUAAUCGAGAUUCGAAUCUUGUUCCAGAAUUCUUCGCAUGUAUGACUCCGUAGCCCUCAACUCAGCACUUGGAUAGAUAUUUAAUCCAUAAACCGACUGUGGAAAAAUACUUUCGCUGAUAGCAGCUCAUGAUCGCCGCGUUUGUUGCGCCUAGGAGUAAUGCCGAUCUAGUCACCUCCGCAUCCCACGACACAGGUCGCAAGUGCUCGUGGAGGUCCGCGAUGGUAUGAUGUGGGUGAGGACCCCCUGUCCCGUCCCUGACUUACAAUCAGAGUCUGAGCCCGUAGGCUAAGUCGUCAGCGGAAUUCUUACUGGAUGGGGGACAGCGUUUGUCCUGUCGAAUACUAACUGGGCCUGCAACCUCCCUUAGCGGCCUGACUAGGGCGGCGUCUAGCCAGGCUCGAGGGAACCGCCACCAAAUGUCCUGCGACUGCCUAUCCGUCAGACCCGAAAUCCCGGUUGCUUUGUAACUAAUAGGCGCCCCUCUGCCGUUCGUAACUAAUCUUCAUCUAAGACCGUGCUCUUUUAGGCACUGACGGGCGUGCCUGAUACCGUCCUCCCGGAGGUGUAGGUUUCAUCCGCACAGCCUGUACACCUCACUCGGAGGGUAGUCGCGGACACUCACAGCCAAAGGGAUGUCGCUGACGAGUCACGACAGCACCAGAGGUCGGCCAGCCAUGUCCCGAGCCCCCGCUAAAAAAGCCUACAGCUUGAACCCGGAUUCUGCUCGCCAUUGAUAAUGGGUUCACGUCCUGUCGACUAUGAGCGGAAGUAACCAAAGUCACGCGGUGACAUUCACUGCCCCCGCCAGACGACAGGACGAAGUACGAGCCAUAGCUUGCCUGCUCCGUACAAAACGCUCCGCUUUCGGAUCACCUUCCACUGCCGUCCAAAAUCCAAACACUUGUUCACACUAGCCUCGAGUGGAUUACCUUUCUCAUCGUUGCUUCUCCAGUAUGUCUUUUGAAGCGGCGCAUUUUCCGUUUAAGGUGCACACUAUCAGAAACAAUAUAUGUAUCCCCGUAAACAACGCGAAUCAACUUAAAUCUUUUUUACUUAAUCAUAACAGCGCCCAGAGCCUGGAGAGUUCAAAACGCUUUCCUAUGAGGAACUGGUCGCCGAUCUGCGCCCGUUUAAUGAGGUUUCCCCUGCGGUAUGGUCCGAGUUCCUCGCAAAGGACUCAUCUCCUCCAUCUUCACGAAGGACCUUAUCCUGA